Messenger RNA from Scophthalmus maximus (turbot), 2920 nucleotides. RefSeq names its product purinergic receptor P2Y1 (gene p2ry1). NCBI's taxonomy places the organism in Eukaryota, Metazoa, Chordata, Actinopteri, Pleuronectiformes, Scophthalmidae. The coding region runs from base 352 to 1479 and encodes 375 amino acids. The transcript has 2 exons. Gene Ontology annotation, biological process: platelet activation; relaxation of muscle; phospholipase C-activating G protein-coupled receptor signaling pathway. Gene Ontology annotation, molecular function: G protein-coupled ADP receptor activity; A1 adenosine receptor binding; G protein-coupled ATP receptor activity. The record is from RefSeq and is a predicted model, not a curated record. Gene Ontology annotation, cellular component: plasma membrane.
UUGGAGACGGGAAGCUGUGUUUCCCUGUGGCGCGCACCUCCCCUCCCCACGCGUAACGAGCCUCCUCUCGCUGCGCGGAGCCUGUUUGCAAUUCCUGCCUGUCGUGCCAGAGCCUGCAGCUGUCCCUGCUGCGUCCCUCCGCCGCUGCUGUGGGGAACCGUCGCCUCUCAUGACUAACCGACGCAGGACUUUUUUUUUUCUUUUUCUUUUGGGUCCAGCGCAAGAGCGAGCGCAAAGCCGAAGGAUAUCGCCACUUAAAGAGCACUUCCAACAGUGUUAGGAGGUGAAUGAAGACACCUGACAGCUCGCGACGCCCCACCCGCGUGUUGACUGAAACCUUCUCGGCUGUGAAUGCUUCAGGAAUGUGGGAUAUCAAUCUGUGUCAGCGUAUCAGCACCCUCCUCUGCCCCUGACACCAUGACCACAGACUUGAACUUCACCUCCCUGCUGAAUGUCACGGAUCUCCACAACCACACAAGAGGAUGUUCCCUCACCAAGACGGGCUUCCAGUUCUACUACCUGCCCACUGUUUACAUUAUGGUCUUCGUCACGGGGCUGGUGGGCAACAGCCUGGCUAUUUGGAUGUUCGUGUGCCACAUGAGACCCUGGAGCAGCAUCUCCGUCUACAUGUUCAACCUGGCUCUGGCUGACUUCUGCUACGUCCUCUCCCUGCCCUUCCUCAUCUUCUACUACUUCAACAAAACAGACUGGAUAUUCGGGGAUGUGCUGUGCCGCCUGCAGCGCUUCAUAUUCCACGUGAAUCUCUAUGGGAGUAUUCUGUUUCUGACCUGCAUCAGUGUUCACAGGUACACCGGCGUGGUGCACCCGCUCAAGUCUCUGGGUCGACUGAAGAAGAAAAAUGCAGUUAUCACCAGCACGCUGGUGUGGGUGGUGGUCGUCAUAGCUAUCUCCCCCAUCCUGUAUUAUUCCAGGACCGGCUUGAAGCGCAAUGCCACCACUUGUUAUGACACCACAACUGAGGAUGAGUUACCCGGUUAUUUCAUCUACAGCAUGACUUUGACUGUGUUUGGGUUUUGCAUCCCAUUUAUUAUCAUAUUCUGUUGCUACGGCAUGAUUGUCAAAGCGUUAAUCUACAAUGAUAUGAACAACGCGCCCCUGCGGCAGAAAUCAAUCCACCUGGUUAUCAUCGUGCUCGCGGUCUUCGCUGUCUCCUACAUGCCUUUCCAUGUGAUGAAGAACCUCAACAUGAGGGCCAGGCUGUACUUCCAGGGCCCUGACAUGUGCGAGUUUAACAACCGCGUCUACGCCACCUACCAGGUGACACGGGGGCUGGCCAGCCUAAACAGCUGUGUGGAUCCUAUUCUUUACUUCCUUGCAGGAGACACCUUCAGGAGGAAGCUGUCGCGGGCCACUAAAAAGAACUCCAGGAAGGGGGACACCGUCCUGCAGUCUAAGAGCGAGGAGACGGCGCUCAACAGCCUGGCUGAGUAUGUGGAGAAUGGGGACCGGAGGCAGUGAUAGGACUGGUCCCGAGUGUCUAGUACAGGCUGAGGAUCCUGAUUGACUUUAGAAAACCUGAUGGACUUGGUAUUGAAUUAGUGAAUGCACUGUCUGGACUGAAGGCUGUAUGGAGAAUCUAUCGGCCGGUGUUUUUAUAGAACUGUAGGAUGAAUAGUCCAUUAACCCUGUGAUAACCAUCGCUUGCUUGCAGCCUGUCGAUGUUGAUGACCUAUAGUACUGUAUUGUUCUGUACACAUAUCGUACUCUAAAUGUUAGAGCCAUUACUCGCCGUUCUUAUUGCGUCGUUACUGUUGCGUUCACGUCAUGUCAACAAAAUGAACAUCAUGAUAAGGCGGGAAAGGGGAAAAUAGGUUUCCCUACGGGCAAUGACGUCCUGUGCAUCAAUUUGUUCAGGAAAAUUAAAAAAAAAUUGUACUGAGAAUGGAUAGCGCCUUCUCCGAGUUUAUGCUUAAUCAAUAGCUAUUAAGCAGAUGGGAAUUUGCCGUAAAGGAAAUGUACCUGGGAUGGCUUUUACCAGAAGAAAAAAAAAAAAAAAAAAGUGAAUGCACUGAACCGGAGGUUGCUGCAUGGUUGUGUCCAUGCAGACAUUGUAAUGCACUAUGACCAGGGACUCUCUGCGCAGAGGGCUGCCUAUCACUCUUCAUUUCUUUCUCCAUCCAUUACUGACUUUUGACAGCUCUGAGGUUAAGGUCUGCAGUGGCUACGGAACCACAGCCUUUCUGUCCUUGUUAACCUGUUUGUUCCCUAUACUGGAAAAAAAAAGCGAAACAACAGAAAAUAAUACGCGUAGUAUUGUUGUGUACAUUUACUGCAAUGAGCGUGUGUUUUUCUGAGGUGCACUGUACAGAAUGUUGUGACGUUCCAGUUGAGUCAGUGUUGUUAACUGUUUUGCUCAAGUCGGUAUCACUAAAACCUUUAGUGCACAAGUCCAAUAUGACAUCCCAUCACUGAGACACUGACUAACCACGGCAGGUUCUAACUUCUCAACUGCACAGGGAUUAUUAGCUUAUAAAUGAACAAAAGAGACACACACACACACACACACACACACACACACACACCUGCUUUUUGACUCCAUCAGUAUUGAAGAGUUUUUUUGUUCAUAUGAGAUACCUCAAAGGAAAUACUGCACUGUGUUUGUGCUUUGGUAGAUAACCAUUAUUUUGAAUCUGUUGUAGUCAUUCUGGAGAAUUGAACCUGGAGCUAUUUCUCUCUAUCUCUCUCUACACACACACACACACACAUAUUUAUAUAUAUAUAUAUAUAUAUAUAUAUAUAUAUAUUCACUCCGGACUACAUAGAUGUUUGAUGUCUCUACUAAUACAUUUGUAAAUCUGUAAUGUGGUCAAAGGUUGUCAAGAAAAGGAAGUGAAUCGCCUGUACAGGAAAUCUGGGGCCACGUGUAUCUUUGUCAAUAAACUUUUAUAUUUAUAACACG